AUGUCGCAGUCCGACGGCCGUACCAGCGGUUCCCGUUCGGCGAAGAACCCGAGGUUGCCGAGCCCGGAGACGUCCGCGACGGCGUCGUCGUCGUGUGGGUGGGGGCGCACGAGCGUCGAUCCGGUCAUCCUGAUGGCGGCAGGAGUUCCUCGCCGCUCCCGGCCUUCCCCCGGUCGUUCUCAGUCGAGACGCCCGGUAUCCGGGACGGCACGAGAGACGCUUGGCCCACGAGCCCCGGCUUCGCUGCAGACCCCGCGGCCCCGAACGACGACCUUUCUCCUUCCGCCCCCCUGCACGCGCAUAUUGUUCAUGGAAGUCGGGCGAAGCCCUUUCCUCCCUCACUUCGUCAGGCCGCCGAGGUGGGACGCCUGGGUGACAGCUUACAGAUAUCUCUCUUUCUCUCGCACAGCAGCAGGAGACAUGGCGGCAAUGACGGACACGGUGCCUGAAAUAACCACGCUAUUCUCCCUGACAGAUGACACCCGAGAGAUGGUCGAUGAGGCCAGAGCGCGAGAGCUGGUGGAUGCGGCCCUCGGCGACCGUGACCCGGCUUCGAUAACGAGGGUGCGAUUGUCCAACAAGAGCUACUCAGCGGAGGCCGCCAAGGUCAUCGGCGAGGCUCUAGAGAAGAUGACCAGCGUUACAGAGGUCGAUUUCAGCGACAUCAUCGCUGGGAGGCCCAAGGAGGUGGGGCUGGAGGUGCUGGCCGCCGUUUGCGGGGGCGUGAGGGAGCGGGAGGGACUGACGUUCGUGGACGUGAGCGAGAACGCCAUGGGUCCGGACGGGGUGGAUGCCUGUCGGCCGGCGAUCGAGGGGAAGAAGGAGCUGAGGGCCCUGCUCAUGUGCAACGACGGGCUGUCGGCGGCUGCGAUGGAGGCUGUUCGGGACAUCUUGUUGGCGACCUCCCCUGCUGCCCUGCGGACGCUUCACUUCUACAACAACAUGAGUGGCGACCUGGGGGCUAAGGCUCUAGCUCAGGUGUUACCCAAGUGCCCGAACCUUUCCGACUUCCGCUUCUCGGGGACAAGAUCGGGCCGGGAAGGAUCUGCCGCCGUUGUCCAGGCAUUGCUUGAGUGCCCCGCGGCUUCUGCCGGUCUCCUGGAGCGCUUGGACCUUGCCGACAACACCCUGGGGGAGGAAGGGGGCCGAGUCCUUGCCGAGGCUUUGGCGACGCAGCCUUCCUUGACGUACGUGAACCUGAGCGAGUGCGACCUCGGGGACGAAGGAGCCGCCGCCGUGGCGAAGGCGCUCAGCGGCACUGCGCCCGGCGUGCGCGAGCUGGAGUUCUCGUACAACGAGCUCACAGCAGAGGGGGCGGCGGCGGUGGCCGCCUGCGCGGAGAGAAAGUCCGCGUCUCUGGAGUACCUGGGCCUGGAGGGCAACGAGAUGGGGUCGGCCGGGGCGAAAUCGAUUGCCAAGGCCCUGGCACCCGCCCGCGUCAUCCGCAAGGUGCAGCUGAGCACCAAUGAGAUCGGAACCUCAGGGGCCCUGGCUGUGGCACGAAGCUUGCAGGACAAAAAAGACUUGGAGAGCUUGGAGCUGAACGGGAACAUGAUCAGCGCUGAAGGAUUGACGCGACUCAGCAGGAUCCUUGAGUCAGCGGAAAAACUCGAUGCACUCGGCGAGAUGGACGACAACGAUGAAGACGGUGAUGAGGAGGAGGACGAGGAGGAGGAGGAAGAAGAAGAGGAGGAGGAGGAAGGGGAAGACAAGGGCGGGGAGACCGCUGCGGCGGAGACUGCUCCUAAAGACGAUGCCGAGAUAGACGAGCUCGCAGCCGCUCUUGGGGCUGCCACGGUUUGAUUGGGCUUUCGAUCUCAGCUCUGGCGUGGACGAGGGAAGGGGGUGCCACGGCAUCUACAUAGAGUACGCUUGCUGCUGUCGAGCCAAUCUCCCUCCGCCUCUCGAUUAUUUGACCUUUUGACCGAACAUCCACGGACUGACUGUUUUGGUCCUUUCGCUUCGGUUCGCUUGGUUUUUGCUCUCUUCGUGUGUUGUAUGAUGUGUACUAUUUUUUUCUGUUGUAAAAUGAGGGCAUACACGUUCAGAGCACUUUCGUGAUACUGCUGUACCUGCGUUCAUCUUCUCUCGUCGAUUCUUCUGUGUGCUGUAGUUCGACCGACGCCCGCCGUUCGAUUCAACGAUCCCCGGGUUCUGGUGGCUAUUUAGUCUGUGUUUGCUUUCGGAUGCUGUGUUUGCUCCGGCUUGUGCUGUGCCGUCCCGUUUUUUGUGAAAAUAUGAAAUGAAGUAUUUAGUGUUUUCCGAAAACGCUUGGUUCUACGUUUUGGUGUGAAUGCGCACGUCGUUUACCGCCUUAUGUUCGGUGGAGGGACUAUUUCCUCGCACACUGCUUUUGACACGUUUUGAGUCAUGCCGAUUUGCGGGUUGUCAUCAUGAUUAAUGGCAGCAGGCCGCUUGAGAACGCCCAAUAAACACCGAAGUACAUUUUACGUCGGCAUGGCACGGCCGUGGAAGAAGCAGUACAAGCCUCACUCUGCUACUGGUG
Messenger RNA from Ectocarpus siliculosus, 2506 nucleotides. Lineage: Eukaryota; Phaeophyceae; Ectocarpales; Ectocarpaceae. The record is from the annotation of a GenBank genome assembly.